UUGUAUGUGUACCUACCUAACUAAUACCUACAUGAAGGCGGUGGAUUUUUGCAAAAAAUAUCUCAAAUAUUGGCAGAUUCACCAGUAAUAUUUUUUAUUUUUGUAUUAAAAACAUCAAUCUGGAAGUCUUACUCGCAACAAGGGAGGACGCCGAUAUGACGUCCGCGGUUAGAAGAAGAGAACAAGACGAUUCGGGAGAAUACUCGGACGCAUCGCAAGAUAUAGAGCAAAACAACACGGGAAAUGAUGCAGUACAGCAAGAAUCAGAUUAUGAUUCGCAAGGGAGUGAUUCUGAGCAUUCACAAGAAGAUGGGGAGAAACAGGAAACAGAGAAGCGUGUAGAUGAUGACGAAGAUAGAAGUAACCCUCAGUAUAUCCCAAAGCGAGGGACAUUUUAUGAACAUGAUGACAGAACAGCAGCAAGUGGUGAAGAAUCCAGUAACACAACACUAGAAGCUCCAUCUGAGAAGAAAGAGGGCUUGGAGACUCCAUCUGAGAGACGUCGAGCCCCACGCAAGUCCGAAACAGUGAACAAAUGGUCACAUGACAAAUAUAAUGAGAACGAACAGUUGCCGAAAUCUCGUGACGAAUUGGUAGCUAUAUACGGAUACGAUAUUCGAAACGAAGACGCGCCGCCUCAUGCAAGACGUAAUAGACGCUAUGGGCGCGGCCCCACUAAGUACACGCGCACGUGGGAAGACGAGGAGGCAUACAAGCGGCAGGUUUUGCAGGCGGCACACAAGAAGCCACCAAGCCCUGCCGACUUUCCCGAGCUCAGCGCUGCCAACCAGACGAGAAGGCCUCGAGUGCCCCGGCCGCGUUCUAAAUCACAGCCGACUUCGAACGACUCGUCAGAGAAUGGCUCUCAGCUACGAAGGAAUGUGUCUAUAAAAGCUAAAGACAAGCCUGCUAGGCCCAACCCGUCUAAACUUAAGAUGCCCAACAUGGAAAAUCUCACCAUCACUACUACUAAUAAUAACAGUGAUAGUGUACAACGUCGGAUAGGGAUGACGCAGCAGAGACCUGUCCACAAUGAGCCAUCCAACAAGAGAAACUCACAGACGCAGAAUGCAGUACCAAAGCAACCACAAAACCAACAGCAACAGACAUUGAAGCAACAGCAACAAAGUUCACAGCAUGCAACACAGUCGCCGCAGCAACAAAGUCAACCGCAGAAAACCCAGCAACAGCCGCCACAAACAGCACCCUCGGCAGGCAGUGGCAGUAAACGGUACAGUAGCUUGCGUCAGAGACCUUUAGCCGAGUCGUAUUCGCCGCAACCGCAGCAACAACCGCAACCACAACCGCAGCAACAGCCGCAACCACAACCGCAACCGCAGCAACAGCUACAGCCACAGCAACAGCAACAAUUACAGCCACAGCAACCGCCGCAGCCGCAGCAACAACCGCCCCAGCAACAAAAUCAACAGUACAGGCAUCAUGGCGAGUUUGUGUCCGGUGGGAAUCAACCCAGUGGCCCUCACCAGGGCAGCCCCGUCCCGCAGUUGCAUCACCAACAGAUGCUGCAUCAGGUCCAGCUAGGUGGCACGGGGGUGAACCCAACACAUGGUCCGUCGCCCCCGCAUCAGAACGUGCCACAGACCCAGCACAGUCAACAGGUGCGGCUUGGUAUCCUGGAGCAGCAACAAGUGCAGCAAGUGCAGCAACAGCAACAGCUGGUGACACAUCAGCAUCACUCAUUGCACAAUAUACCAACGCACACUAUGGCCCCGCUGCAGGCAGCUCAGGGCUACGCCCCGCCGGCCAUGAUGCCGGCGCAGUACAUGCAGGGUGCUGGAGGUAGCGGCUCCGUAUACGGCGCGGGGCCUAUGUACCAGCCCGCAGUGCCGCACACGCCAUACGUGCAACAGAUGUACCCGCACCACAACUAUGGUACACAGGCGGGUGGCGUGACGUACUACGCGCCGUGCGGUGACCAGGAGCAACCAACUCGAGCACAGAGACGACCCACGGCCGCCAUACCCAUCGUGCGACCUGUCCCAGAGAGGGCGGCCAAUUCGUCAGAGAAGGAGAAUAUCGACAGGAUCGUGGAGAACAUGUUCGUGAGGAAACACUGGCGUGGGAAUAGCUCCGAGGCAACAAAAGAUAAACCGGAGAGCAGAGGCUCUCAGGAGCCGCAGAGUAAAGAGUCCUCGCAGCCCAACAGUCUCACCUCCAGCUCCAUAUCCACAGACUCUAAGCAAGAAGAGAAGAAAGAAGAAGCCUGACGCCCGAGAAAUGCUAGAUAGGACUUUUUUCUACUCUGAUUGUGAGUCUGGACUACUGAUUGUGAGUGUCUAUUGUUCUCCUGGACUAUAAUCGUGAGCCUGUACUAUUUUGAUUGUUAUCAAGGACUAAUUUGAUUGAUAUCUUAUGCUAUUUUUGUGAGCCUGGACUACUAUGAUUGUUAUUUAAGGCUACCGACUACUUGAGUGCGAGUUAAAUUUCAUUUAUAUAUUUCGAAUAUACUUCCCCAAAUCAAUGGUGGUAUAGAAAAUCUUAUUAUAAUCAAAUUACUGUCAAAAUUAUAGGGACGAUUUGAAAAAAUAAGCUUGGCUAUAGUUUGAAAGCAUAAUUUUUAUACUAUGUUAAAUUAAUUGUUAAAGUAAUAAAAAUCAAUAAUAAAAAACCGCAUUCAGUAUGUCAUUAGAUACAUUAUUACUUACAAGCCAAAUCAGUCAUAUAUAUAAAGUAUACAUCUUUAGUUUUUUAAUUACCAAAAAAAAUUGGGCAAUGUAGAAGUAUAUUAACUAUAAAAUCCGAUUUAUUUGUACUGGAAAAUUACAGCUUUAUUAGAUACAUAUUACUUAACUUAAAAAAUCCUGCCUAAAAUAUGGUUUAUUAUAGAAAGUGUGACGGGGAGAUUGCGAGAAGUCAAGUUCGCUCAUAUAAUUAAGUAUCUUAUGUAUUGUGGCCUAAGUGAUAACAAAAGUUAAAUAAGUGGUAUAUCAAUAAGAUAAAAAAACAUCUACUAGAACAAUGAACCUAAAACUAAAAAACCUUAAAAAAUAUAAUAUAAUAACUAAAUAUAUUAUUAAAAAGAGUCCCUUUAGACAAGGUUCCGAAGAUACUGGCAGCAUUCCCCCUUUGAAUAGCGAGACUAAUUCUUUGUCCGAGAUAUCUGCCAGCCGGCGCCUAUUUCUGCCGUGAAGCAGUAAUGUGUAAGCAUUACUGUGUUUUGGUCUGAAGGGCGCCGUAGCUAGUGAAAUUACUGGGCAAAUGAAGCUUAACAUCUUGACGAGGUGACGAGUGCAAUUGUAGUGCCGCUCAGAAUUUUUGGGUUUUUUGAGAAUCCUGAGCGGCACUGCAUUGUAAUGGGCAUGGCGUAUCAAUUACCAUUAGAUGAACGUUCUGCUCGUCUCGUCCCUUAUCAUAAAAAAAAAAGCUCUUCGGUCUCCUGUGAUGUCGACUAACCUUUUUGCUAUUUCCUUAAAAAGCCUUAUAGCGCUAGGACCCCAUGGACCAAGGGUCUUGACACGGAUUGGGACAAAAUCAUAUUCGGAGCCUAGACCCUAGACAAGUGUAUGUAUUUAUAUAUAAGAGAUUCCCACCUAUGUAUUGACUAAUAACAAUAUCUCUGGAACCAUAAGGCGUAGAGACUUGAAAUUUGGUAGGAAUAUUCCUUUCGCCGAGAAGAAUAUUCAGGUCAGAAGUCUAAGAACAGAAUUUACGAAAUUCCACCCUCAAGAGUUUUUUUUUAUUAUGAACAGAACAAUGUCUGUCGGGUCAGCUACUAUAUAAGAUAUAUACUUCUUCAUUUUUUGUGAGUACAUCCAUACAAUUAAUGUUGUUGAACUUUUCUAUGAUUUCCUAUGUUCUCGGGAUAAUUUUAUGACAAUUUUUUUCCUAAAUGUGUUCAGUAAUAGUAACUGAUUUAUCUCAUUUUUUUUGGUAAUUUUAAAAUAGUGGUGUAUAUAUGUUCAGUUUAAUGCAAGUAGUUCUAGACCAGUAAGGUAGUUAAUGUCCAAAAAUAUGAGGAAGGAACGACCUGUCCUUACUGUAAAAAGCGCUAGAUAAACUAGUAUUAGGACAUGUUUUAUUUAUUGUUUGUUAGACUCUUCUGUGCUCGAAUGUAAUAAUAAAUUUGCUAAGGCUGAGAUCUGUAGAGCGUACUGAGACUUUGCUCAGACUUUACUUACGUAAAACUUAGCUGAGUGUGAUAAAACGCGAAAUUGAUUAUUGCAUUGGGCUAUCUUAACUUAAGCUCAGCAUAUUUUCAUAUGUCAUCUAUACAUCUAUAUCUAUACAUAUAAAUGAAAUUGGAGUGCCUGUUUGUAAUAUUGAAAUAACCGCUUUUUACUACAUGUAUAUGAAUAUAUAUACAGGUGGUGCCAAAGUUAUGGGACAUGAAGGGAAAGUACCUUAAAUAUAGAAGAUAGGCUAUUUUACUGAAAGAAGACUUUAUGUUAUUUUUAAAAGUUAGUAAUUCUGUAUUCAAAAAUUUUCUAAAAAUUACUUGCCUCGUCUGGGAAUCGAACCGACUUAAAUGUAAAAAAAAUACCCCUACUUUUAUGAUGCCAAUCGAAAGAAUGGCCAAAAACUAAUAAUCUUCUUAAGUUAACUUAUGCAGAAUUACUAACUUUUAAAAAUAACAUACAGUCUUCUUUCAGUAAAAUAGCCUAUCUUCGAUAUUUAAGGUACUUUCCCUUCAUGUCCCAUAACUUUGGGACACCUGUAUACACCAAAAUAUAUUUUUUUUAAAACUGUUGUCUGCCUGUUUGUUCCGGCUAAUCUCUGCAAUGGCUGGACCGAUUUUGACGGGACUUUUAUUGGCAGGUAGCUGGUGUAAUAAGGAGUAACUUAUGUUUAUUUUAGAAAAAAACUUUUAUUUUAGAACUAUAAUGUAAUUUUGCAAUGUCUAAGAAACGGUGUAACUCUAAAAAUAAUUUAUAUAGCAAAACAACGGUUGCCGGCUCAGCUAGUUGACUAUAAAAACGUAAUCAAAGAUUGCGGUAAGCUUACACUCAGCUUAGUUUUACGUAAGUCUCAGUAUAGUCUAAGUACACUCUCAGCCUAAGACUCACAUGUGGGUGAUACCUAAGUAUCAUCAAAAGAGACGAACAAGCACAAUAUAUAUAUAUAUAUAUAUUUAAAGCUAAUUGUGUUUUUAGUGAAAGUUUCUGUUUUCCACGUUUGGUAAAAAUAGGUUUUUCUCGGGCAUGAGAGUCUUAAACACGCUAUUUUCAAUAAUCUUUUUUUGUUAUUAUGAGCAGAUGGAUCACAAUAAUAAAUGGGCGUCCAUUAAUUACGUUUUCGCUGAAUCUCAUCCAAUCUCACGUCAGGGAGGUCUUGGAAACUAUGACGUAUUUUUUUUUCUACAUGAAACAGUGUAAAACACGAGUAUAACUUCAACGUAAUGUAUGUAUGUUCCAAACUCUGCUGUGGAAGAUAGUUCAUGAAUGUCCGUGGACUUGAUUUGAAUAACGAUAAAACUAUAUAUCUCAGAUCAUUUAUACGUCUAGAUGUAACAGCUGUGAAAACGUCAAAAAAUUGAGGCUGACAGUUAACCUCUAUAUUUAGCAAUGCACGCACACUAACACAAAGUGACAUACAAAUCGCAAGACGUAGCAAACGAGUAAAACCUGGCCUGUUUUCAUCGGUUCUAUCUAGACAUAUAAUUUAUCUAAGCUGUAAAUGUUGAUUUAAACGAGUGGCAAUGAGUUUCUUGCCACUUCUUCUCAUUAAAGCUCAACCUUACCCGAAGUGGUGGUAAAUGUAAAAAGAAAAAGAGUCAUAAUCAUAAGUGUCAUUUCCUUGACCUACAUGAGUGAAGUGAUUUUAAAUAGAUUUCAUUAGAAAAGCAAAUCUACUACGAAUUUACCUACUAGUAUUUUAUUGUUUUAUUUACUCAGUGUGAUUCUAGACUGUGUUUUUAUAUGUAUUUAAUAAUAAUAUAGCAAAACAGUUUAAAUUAACAGGCGAUCAGCACAGGCUAAACUAUUUAUAUAGGAACUGAGCAGUUUUAAAAAUCUCACGACAUUUCACAGAGUCGGGUCGAACAAUUGCUUAAAUCGAUUCACGUAAUUAAUGGAUGCCCUUAGUCUCUAGAUUGAACGUGUCUUUUGCCUGUAUUACACACACACGCACACACACAUUUUACAAACCGGAACCCAUCAUUGCAGCGUUGUUUCGCUGCAGAAAUAUUCUUGUACCUAAGAUGAACACACAGUUACUUUUACUUUCAAAGCGUCGACGGGGCUAUAGAUUGACUCGUUGAAUCUCACGACGGUCACAAUACUGUAAUAACAGUACUUUACCUUCGUACUAGAGCGCUCGGAUCGACGCACGCACACAUACACAUGAUUUACACGGCCGCCAAGCAAUCUUGGGAAGAAAAGACUUGAGUGUCACGCCAUGCGCCACCGAGACUGGUCGACCGCUGAGUCACGCCAUUGUUCUAUUACUUGUACUAUGCCGCGGGCGAUGGCGAGGGCUUGCUCGGAGUUUCCCUACGAGAUCGAAUCAGAAAUGAGGAGAUCCGUAGGAGAAGCAAAGUCACUGACAUAGCCCAAAUGAUUGCGAAACUGAAGUGGCAGUCGGCAGGGCACAUAGCUCAACGGACAGAUGGCCGUUGGGGUAGUACGUCCUUUAAUAGCGACCACGGAAGACGUAGUGUUGGUAGGCCCCCACGAUAUGGACCGACGAUCUGGUCAAGAUCACCGGAAUAGCUUGGAUGAGGGGAGCGCAGGACCGAUCGUCAUGGCGAUCUUUGGGGGAGGCCUUUGUCCAGCAGUGGACGUCUUCCGGCUGAAAUGAUACCACAGUGACCGGUCCAAUCCUCGCUACCACGUAUCAAUGUGCUUUUGGUUUUCGAGUCCAUAUGUACCUACGUCUAUUCGACGGUCGACUGUUUAUGUUCGGCAACCCUCUUAUGAUACGUCUGAGAGAGUAUGAACCGCAGUUGUCACCUCCCAGGUGAGGUUAAUGAUCAUUUUCCUCUUCCAUAAUAAAAUAAUAUUAAGCUAGUUUUUCUGCACACGAAUUUCCUUUUCUAGCAUACCUAGUGGCGCAUAUGUGAGCGUAUACAUUACAAUAAGCGCUUGGUACUUUGUUGAUAGUAAAGCUCCGUGGUAAAUUAGGCCUUGACAACAUACAAAGAACGACUAGGAUCUGUUACGGGGAUUUAUUUUUUAAAUUGAAAAAAUGGUUUUGUUAAUGACAAAAUUGAAAUAAAACUACGACAAACCUGCGUCGUUGAAUGCAGAAAGUGAACUGAGGUCUGUACUGAGUUCACAACUUAUGAAGGCUAGGAAAUUAGUAAGGGAAGACGGGAGUGGUUAUAUGUAUGGUUAUUACUACUACUCGGACAUAUAAUAGAAUGAAAUAUGGCUAUAAGUCCCAUCUCUUUUACUCCGCUCGUUAUCACAAUCUUUUGUUUCGUUCAUAACCUUUCUUUUGUCGUCGUUCAUUAUAAUGUGGAUCCGGCCUAAAGCGCGUCUACUAUUACUUAUAUACUGUGAACAGUGCGCAAAAGGGUAUGGCUAUAUUCGCACUCAGUCAUAUAAUUAGAUGAUACAAAGAAUAUGAUAAAUUUGUAUCAAAAUGAAGUAUUUUACAUAUAAUGUUGGAAAUAUAUCCUGUGAAAACGAUCUCGAAUUCAUAUUUCAAUUAUUAUGUGUAGGUAGGAACAUUAUUUAGUUCAAUGUCAGAUACUUUUUAACUUAAGCAUAGCUUAUUAGAGCAGCCCGACCCGACACGACCCGUCCUCGAUACGUGUCGUUACUGUUCCGUAGCCGUGUCGAGUCGCCUCGGUCGCAACCUCGCCCCACGAGAUGUCGAGCCAGCGCGGGAGCCUUCUUUGCACAGGCUUCCAGCAACAUUAUGGGUACCACAACGGCGCCUAUUUCUGCCGUAAAGCAAUAAUGUGUAAACAUUAUUGUGUUUCGGUCAGAAGGGCGCCGUAGCUACUUAAAUUACUGGUCAAAUGAGAAUUAACAUCUUACGUCUGAAGGUGACUAGCGCCUGAGCGGCACUGCAUUGUAAUGAGCAUAGCGCAUCAAUAACCAUCAACUGAACGUCUUUCUCGUCUCGUCCCUUAUUAAGGCCAAUGUUUGCAGGGUAUAUUUACGAUUGUGUUACGUUGUAUUUAUAUCAAUCGCUCAUCGCGACGCUAAUGUCGGUUUUAUUCACCUCAUAGGUACAUUAUCUGUUUAUUUGACCAUAGUCAAUUUAAUUUAGAGUAGUCAGUUUAGAGUCUAUUAAGAUUAUUAGAAGAUAAAGAAACAUUUAAUAUAAUAAUUUAACUAACGUAAGUAUUAUUAAUAAAAUUAGGCAAAUCAAAUAGGUAAUUCUUUCUUCUGUCGUAGUGCGAGUUGUAUUCGUAGGCAGUCGGAUUGCUCCUGGACUUUACAUCCACUAGUAAGUAGCUAAUAAUAGUACAAGAUCCCAAUGCUCAAUUCUGCAGAUAUCUGAUUUUUUGAUAAAACUUAUAAAAUAAACCUUGAGGGAGUAUAUGUAUGAGCUAUAGGUUACCUGUAAAAAAAUUUGGCAGUGACUUGAAAUUAAUUUUCUGAUAUAAAUACAACUAUAUGUUUUUUUUUAAUAAAUUUUACAUCAUUUUAAAGGAAAUUAUGUAAAGAACUGAUAAAAAAAGAGUCAGCCGCAAAAUUAGGUUUGCCUGGUUUAAACUGGUUUAGUAUUGUUGAUUAUUUACAGUUACCUGUUUGUUUUAAUUUAACGAUGGUAAGUUAAACUUCUGUAUUAUUGCUCUUCAUUCUGUGUGUUUGGGCUCGAGAUGAUAAUCAGACAGUGACAGCAGCGAAUGAGUCUAGACUCUAGCAUGGCUCUAGACUCGAGAGAGUCUAGAACCAUUUGGGGACGUACUCAACAACUCCAGCCUAGCGACUCUAAAAAAAAGCGAUUCACUCGAUUGUAUGAAACGUGCAGUCAUUGAUAGAUUGACAGAUGACGUUUUAAGCAACUGAUCGCUUUCAAACUUAGCCGGAUUAUACUUCGUCGCCAAUCGCCAUACUGUAAUUACUACUGUUUCAAACUUAUGUCAAAUCACUGUACGUUUCAUGCCUCUUAUUAUGUAGUAAUUUACAUCCUCUUUGGACAACUUAUCUAUGGAUUGUUGGCGGGUCAGGUGCUCUAGCAAGCUAAAAUAACGAUCGAUCGAAUAACAAUUAUUAAAAAGCAUUAAGCAUUUUAUACCACUAUAUAUUAUAUUUUACGUGUUACUUUAUAUAGAAAAAAGGAUUGAGUUGUUUUAUGAAACCACGAUAAAAGUGAAACUUUUUCACAUUAUAAACAUUUAACUAAAAAUUUUUGGAAUAAUAUUCCACUAAAAGUAUAAAAAUCGCUUUAUCAAUCUUAAUUUUAUACUUGGAAAAUUGGAAUGAUAAUGGGAAAUAAUAAUAAAAGUAGACUAAGUCUCCAACUAAUAUUUUUAUUGAAGCCCUGGUUAAAAAUAUUGAUUGAAAAGGAUUACAUGAAACACUGACAAACAACAUUUACAUUAAACACUGACAAAAACAUACAAAAUAGCGUGGAGCACUUGGCACAAAUGAGUAAUAGCCUAUACACUACACGGUCAGCUGCUGCGAACUAUAGGCGCCGCCCGACCGUCACGCGACAUGCAACACACAGACGAAAAAGUUUGAGACAAUGUAAUAAAAGUUUCACUUUAAUAAAUUAUCAAUUUAAAAGGCUUGGUGGUCGAAAAGUGCAGCUCUAAUUUAAUCUUUGUCUGUUUGUGAGGCUUUGCCUCAAAUACGUAAAUAUGAAGAAAUAACAUGUUAUGUUUGCUAGUCUUUGAAUUAUUAGCGAUAUAAGUUCGUUUUUAAGUUAAAUACUCGACAUGGCGAUGACGACGUUCAAUAUUGUUUUAUUUAUGACGGAGAUAUUAAAUUGAAUUAUGCUUUUGUAUUCUAGUACACACAGUUAUUUAUUAUUAAGUAAAUAUUCUUUAAAUA
This is a messenger RNA of Leptidea sinapis, 9914 nucleotides long. It is a transcript of the gene btz, whose product is annotated as bromodomain-containing protein DDB_G0280777-like. Gene Ontology annotation, molecular function: mRNA binding. Gene Ontology annotation, biological process: mRNA processing. The transcript has 18 exons. The record is from RefSeq and is a predicted model, not a curated record. Gene Ontology annotation, cellular component: exon-exon junction complex. The coding region runs from base 156 to 2228 and encodes 690 amino acids. NCBI's taxonomy places the organism in Eukaryota, Metazoa, Arthropoda, Insecta, Lepidoptera, Pieridae.